UCAAAUACGAAUUAUAUCGCCAGGCUUACUCUGACCCCGAUUCGCUCUCAUUUGAUCUACUCUCAUUCUUUCAGUCUGACCACGGCCGACCUGAACGGCGAUGGAAUUGCCGAUAUUAUUGUGGGUGCACCUUACUUCACGGAACGUAAGGAAACUGUGGACCAAUCCGCAACAGCCACAAACGCACCGGUACGAGGAGUACGAAGUAACGCGGACCUGCCGGCGGAUCCGGGCCGUCCAACCAGUCCGGAGUUGGAGGAACUUGGGGAGGAGACUGAACGAGAAACGGAUUGGGGGCGUUUGUUACCCGAUAUUGGCCGGGUAUAUGUGUUCUACGGUCGACCGGGUAAUGUGACCGGUCUGGGUGUGACUGGUCGACCGGACUACACUGGCCACGAACCGGUGAUCAUGAACGGGCCUCGAUUAGCCGGUGGACGUUUUGGACAUGCGAUAACCGGACUGGGAGAUGUGGAUGGUGACGGAACUGAAGAUAUCGCCAUAAGUUGUCCGUACUGUGCUGAUCCUAGGGGUGGAAAAGAUAAAGGUGCAGUUUUUGUCUAUCUGGGCCGAAAAUCUGGACGUAUCACGGACGAACCGUCGCAAGUGGGUGGUUGUCUAACUGCUCUUUUCUUUUUUCUUACCGGGUUAGAGAUGCUCUACGCAAAGCACGCUGCUCGCGUAUGCUAA
Molecule: messenger RNA, 687 nt
Organism: Echinostoma caproni
Lineage: Eukaryota; Metazoa; Platyhelminthes; Trematoda; Plagiorchiida; Echinostomatidae
Source: the annotation of a GenBank genome assembly